Myzus persicae (green peach aphid) is the source of this 2949-nucleotide messenger RNA. RefSeq names its product homeobox protein HMX3-like. The coding region runs from base 541 to 2082 and encodes 513 amino acids. NCBI's taxonomy places the organism in Eukaryota, Metazoa, Arthropoda, Insecta, Hemiptera, Aphididae. The record is from RefSeq and is a predicted model, not a curated record. Gene Ontology annotation, cellular component: nucleus. Gene Ontology annotation, molecular function: RNA polymerase II transcription regulatory region sequence-specific DNA binding; DNA-binding transcription factor activity, RNA polymerase II-specific. The transcript is spliced from 3 exons. Gene Ontology annotation, biological process: regulation of transcription by RNA polymerase II.
UUAAGUGCUCCGACACCGCAAACCGUAGUCGUCUCAUCAGUUAGUACAACCACCCGACCGCUCAGCGACGACAAUCGCGCGCGUACCGUCGUCGAACACACACGCACGCACUCAAUCGCUCGGUCGAUUUACUCACCGCGAUCGCCGUAUUCGAUACCCGUCGACGCGACGGUCCGUCACGACGAUACGCGCGAGUGUUUAUAGAUGAACAUUUAUCAUAUAAGUGAUAUAAUAAUAGCCGAAGGAUUAUAUCAUAUCGCCGCUCGUCAUAAUUACAAUAUUAAACUAUAAGGAAAACGUCGACGACGCGUGUGCCACGGAGUAGUAUUCAAUAAUAAUAUUAUACAUUAUUACAGACCAACCCGUCGUGCCGGCAACACGUGCGAAUAAUAUAACCGAACAGCGCACGAAUACGGGUAUUGUCGGAAAAACGGAUUUUUCCGUUUGUUUGCGACGUCUCACGAAACGUUCCGGUUACCGUCACAUUCCGUCAUCAUCGGUUCCGCCGCGGAUAUCCGCGACCGUCACAUCGACCGCGGCAUGUCCGAGUCCCCGCGCAUCGACGUGACCGGCAACGACGACGACGACGAGUUGUGCUGCACCAACGACCGGAGCCCGGCCACGGGCGCCGCUAACGGACCGAUGACGGCGGCCGCCUGCAAGACGAUGAUGAUGGCGACGGCCGCGGCCGCGAUGACGACGGGCAACGGAGGCGGUGGUGGAGUUGGUGGCCGCGAAUCGCCGGCCGUCAAGUCGGCCGCACCGCCGUAUACGUCGUUUUCUAUUUCGAGCAUACUCAGCAAGGACAAGCCCGGCGGCGCCGCCGGCAAACAGCAUAGGAGCGUGGGUGCAGCAGUGUCGCCGGCCACAGCAGCGGCCGCGGCCGCUGCAGCGGCCACGUUCGAUGUCACCGCUCAUCUAGCGGCCGCAGCCGACCACGCCAUGUUAUCCAGACUGGGCUUAAUGAGCCACUUUGGAGCUCUAGCUGCAGCUGCUUCGGGCCGUAGUCCGUUCAUGCUGUAUCCGGGCGUGGGGAUCGCGGGCACCACGGCCAGCGCGCUCGACAAACACUGGUACUCCGCGUGGUCGCAACCCCUGUCGGCCGCCAUCAGCCCUACCGGCGGAUCGAGCUCGGCGAACGAAGAGAACAGCCGACCCAGCACGCCACACAGCGUGGGCGUCAACACCGGCGGCACGUCGUCGCUGGCCGGCCACAGUCCGGAUGGAUGGUCGACCGGCGAGGACGGCGGCGGUGGCCGCGGACCCGGGUCGCCGAACCACCAGCGAAGGUUCGUUGGCAACUGCGGCGGCGGCAGCCGUUACAUGGAUCAGUCGGUGAACGCGGCCGUGUCCAUGGACGACGAUGACGACAUGGCGGACGACGGUCCUGACGACGAUGACGCCGGUAAAAAGGACCAUGGAGGGUGCGGGGGUGGUGGUGGCGGUGGCGGUGGAAGUGGCGGGGCGGGCGGUAAGCGGAAGAAGAAGACCCGUACAGUGUUUUCCCGGAGCCAAGUGUUCCAGCUCGAGUCCACGUUCGACAUAAAGCGGUACCUGUCCAGCUCGGAAAGAGCCGGGCUGGCCGCGUCCCUGCACCUAACCGAGACGCAGGUGAAGAUCUGGUUCCAGAACAGGCGGAACAAAUGGAAGCGCCAGGUGGCGGCCGAGAUCGAGGCAGCCAACAUGGCCCACGCGGCCCAGCGACUAGUGCGAGUACCCAUCUUGUACCACGAGUCUAACCAGCAGUCGACCGCCGGCCACCACCACCAUCACCACCAUCACGGCGGUAUAGCCACGUCGGUGGCAACGGUCGGCGGCGGCGGCGGCGGUGGUGGCGGAGGAGGCGGUGGUGGGGGCGGCGGUGGCAGCCGUGCACCGACGCCGCCGCACACGUCCGCGUCCACGCAGGCGUCCGCUUACCAGCCUCAGCAGCAGCCACCGCCUCCGCCGCCGCCGUCGCUGUUCUAUCACCAUCAGCCGCCGCCGCAGCACCACCACGCCGUCAGCACGUCCACCAUCACGCACACCAUGUCCACCAGCCCCAACGCGGUGUCCAGGGCGCCACUCACCGGACUCGUCUAAUAAUAAUAAUAAUAAUAAUAUUAUUAUUAUUAUUACGUUAUCGCUGCAAUACGCGUGACUCGCCGCCUCUCCACUUAUUAUUAUCAUUAUUAUUAUUAUUAUUAUUACUACCUAUUAUUAUUCAACUCGCUCUCAGCCGUCUCCCGCGUGUUCACCUACCACCUUUUAAUAAUAAUUUAACGUCGUAUUCGUUGUGGAUUGUCUACCAGUGGGUGCGUGUGGGUGCCCCGGAUGUCCCCACCAACCAAUCUGCAUUAUUUAAAGGCGCCGCAUUACUUGCAUUUUAUAACCCGAGCGACGCGUCCGCGAGGAGAACAAUCUCGAAUGCAUAGUACCCACGUCUUUCGUACAUUUAUAAUCAUUUCUAAUACGUGAACCAUCGCCAACUGUUUAGAAAGUGCCUUUCAAAUCCGUACGUUUAUCGAUUUUGAUUUCAUCAGGAUUUAAUAAUUGAAAUGCGCCGCAUAAAAGGACGAAGUCGCUAGUCCGAUCGUCUUAAAAUAGCGUGCGAAAACAACAGAUUACCACAAAAAACGGACAUUUCCACGCGGAGCUUUUUGUCUGCUCUCCUAAAAAAAGUCGACUUAUCCUCCGGUAGUCUCUCUGCGCAGUUACAGCGAUUCUCGUACACUUUGAGUUCAGAUCAGUUAUUAUCUCAAUUUAAUACGAUUUUCGUUCAUAUUAUUGUAAUUCACGAUAUUAUUGUACUGCGAUGUGUGGAGGAGGAGUCGACUGCUGUACUCGUAGGACCGCCUCGAUAUGUAAUAUUAGUCGCGACGCAAUAAUAAUAAUAAUUUAUUGUUGAUCGUCAAUAUUAAUAUUACGGUGACGAUAAUUAGUCGUUUGAACAAAAAAAAAAAAACGUUU